AGAAAGAAAGUCAUACACAUCCGAUGCCAUACACAUCUGGCAAGAGGAUGAGUAAAUGAUGAGAGAAUUUUCAUUUUUGGGUGAACUAACCCUUUAAGUGUCCAUAUAGUUUUUAUGGUCAUUAUAUAUACAGAUCCCACUUAGUGACUUCACACAUAGGUGUCUUUACAUGCUUUAUUAAAAAGUGAUUACACACCACAAAUAUAACUAAAACACAUUGUUUUAAAAUGGGGUGAGUGAGUCACUUGACAUUAACAAGAAUAUAUUUAGCAUUUUGGAGGCGUAGACACUGAAGCAAGAAAUACAAUAAGCAUCUUUUGGAAACUGAUCUUCAAUUCCUUCCUCACGGUGAAACACACUUAUUCUCACUUCUCUUAUUUUCUGUUUGAUCAACUUGCUAAAAGGUUCUCAUAUAAUCCACUUGCAUGUACACGAUUUGGGCAAAAUAAGAAAGAAAAAGAGCAAUCCUGUUACAAGGGAACAUGAAAGGACCUCUCUUACUUCAUUUACUUUUCCAAGUUAUUCUGCUGUAUGAUACUUUGGCAUGGGAGGUGAAAAUGCCGAAGGAAAUUCAUGGCCUCAGUGGUUCCUGUCUGGUUAUUCCAUGUUCUUUCUACUACACAUCAAACCCACCCACUAACCCACUUAGGGUUGUGUGGUAUCAGUGGGUCUCUAAGGGCUAUCCUUUAGUUUGUGAUCCUUUGAAUCCAAACCAGGUCAUUGACAAGUUCAGUGGGAAAACUGAUUUAUAUGGAAACCCAUCAAAUCGAGGUUGCAGUCUUGUGAUCAAAAGGCUGGACCUAUCCCACCACGGAGAGAAAAUAUAUACCUGGAUUGACCCAGAAAAUGUUGGAUGGCGCACCUACAAGUUUUAUGAUGUCACCUCCACAAUUCUGGUUGACACACAACCACAGAAGCCCAGCAUCUAUAUCUAUGGAGGUGAUAGGACUGGUGACACCAUUACAGUGGCAUGUGUCACUUUCCACACCUGUCCAUACAGUGAACCAGUCAUCACUCUGAAAGGCAUAGAAGGAUCUGACCAUAUAGAGAGAAAGGACAUUAAAGACGGCCUUUGGAAAAUCACUCUGACACGCACGGGUGUCGUAAAGGCUGAGAGCUCAGAUAUUGAGUGUUCUGUAACAUAUUAUGGUGGAAUAACAGUAACAGAUACAAAGAACAAAAAUGCCAAAUGUGUUCAUUAUAACAUAAUUAUUGAGCCUGAACUGGCAGAUGUCAUUGAGGGUGUUGGAAAGAACUUCAUCUGCACCGUCUACCAUUCCUGCCAGAAAGAGAAUCCAACCAUCACAUGGAACUAUGAGAACAUGCAGGUCUCAAUGGGGAAUAAAAAGCUUCCAGGGUUAGAUAUGGUCACCUUUUCCAACAUAACCUUUCUUGGUGCAAAAGAAGACAACGAGAAGAAAUUGAUAUGCACUGCAACAUUUUCUGGAGGAGAAAUUAAAAAACAUGUUGUUUUACGUGUACAACAGUAUGUGAAACCAGUGAAUCCAGUCCAGAAUGAAACCUUUAUCCAUUAUGAGGCAUCCGUGGUGCCCAAGAUUACAGCAUUGCCUCGUUCCUGUGUGGUGAUACCAUGCAGUUUCAAGAUUAAGGAAGAAUAUGUCACCCGACUUCGGGUUCUUUGGGUCACCAAAAAUGGUGGCUACAUGUUCCACACUGGCCCGAGCAACAUCUUAGACAACUUUAAAGGCCGUACAAGACUCCUUGGGAACCCAGACGAGCAGAACUGUACUGUGGAGAUUGAUAAGGUGCAAACGCAUGAUAACGGACCAUUCUGCUUCCGAGCAGAAAAGGAAAAUGAGAAGUACAGCUUCAACAACAGCUGUGUGUUCAUUAUAAUGCGAGCCUCUCCGGACAAACCUGUGAUGUCACCCCUCCCUGAAAACAUCGAGCCUGGGACACGCGUCACUGUCAAAUGCUCAGUCAGUCACACAUGCCCUUCUCACCCCCCAACCAUCACCUGGAACACCCCAACUGCCCGAACAACUAACAGCCACCAGCACGUGGGUGGAGGCGUCUGGGAAACAACAUCUACUGUGAUCUUUAUACCAUCCGGAUAUGAACAGGAAGAAGACAUUGUUUGUAGUGCCAAGUUUUGGGGAGGCAAAACAGAAGAAAAUGCUGCCUCUCUAAAUAUUAGGAGAGUCCAGGGUGUUGGAUGGGAUACUCUUUGGCCUUAUGUCGUAGUACCCUUACUUGUUAUCCUCCUCAGCUGCAUACUUGUGGUCAUCAUAUACAGGAGGCGACACAGAAUUCCCCCUGAUGAUAUGCAAGGGUCACUAACACGACCUGAACAGAGGAGGUCACUUUGGAACAGAUUCUCAAGAAUUUCUGAAGGAAAAGUAGCUUGGACUAACAGGGGAAACAGGAGUGAUACCAGGCACACUGAAUACACCACUGAAAGACCACCAAGGCCUGAAAAAAGACGGAGCAUCUGGAGCCAAUUUUCCAGACAUCACUCACCCAGAUCUGAUGCACAUCUGAGAGUAGAAUACAAGUCAAACAACAUAUGUACAGUGUCAGGAAACAAGCCUAUCUCCAAACCUUAUAAACCAUCACCAAAAAGCCAGCCUAAAUACUCUGGUUAUGAUUAUGAUGCUGAUCAUAACAUAUAUGGAAACGCCUGAAGAAAACAAAGUUCAACACAGUGGGUUUUUUAUUUUUUUUAAAGGAUGGACUCUGAAAAAAGGUUAAUGCUGAAAUAAAAAGGUUAAAGGUGCUGUAAGCGAUUUUUUUCAUGAAAAGGUAUGCAAAAAAUGUUCCUACUCCCUGAAAGAUAGUAAUGAAACAAGUGUUCUGAGAUAUCUCAAUAUGCAUUUUUAUGCCAUGUUGUUCAUAACAGUGGUCAGUUGAGGGUGCUAUUUUGCAGCUGUUGUUUUUAACAACCGUUCUGUUUCAUUCCUACUGACCGCCAGAGGCAGUGUAAACACUAUUGGAUUAUCGUGGUGUCAGCCAGAUAGGUCGAGAGAAUAUACAAACAAAGUCACGUAGUGACGUAUGCUGAGCCCUGGGGGUUACAAGCCACAGUAGCUCAGCACUCUGCCUCUUUCGCUUUCUCGCCUGGUUAAGAUAGGUUGUUUUUUGUUAAGUGAUAUAUUACGGCUGCUACAGUGGUGAUUCCCCUGGGUUUACUCCACCUCAGACCACUCCAGUUAUGGAACAACAGUUUGCGGCUAGAUCCCACCAGACAUCGCCAUCGACUUAUUGUAAUUUCUCACCAUUGCAUACAUGCAUUGAGGCGGUGGAGACAGGUAGAGUUGCUGAAGGCAGGAGUGCCCCUGGGUGUUGUUCCCUCUCGUCGGGAGUUGGUCACGACCGACACUUCCCUCACAGGGUGGGGGGCAACAUGGAAUCAGAGGGGUAUUUGCGGGUGCUGGACACCGACCCAGGCCAUAGAACAUAUCAACCUGCUGGAACUACGUGCAGUGUUCAUGGCUUUAAAGUAUUUCCUGCCAGUCCUGGCAGGCCGCCAUGUUCUUGUUCGGUCCGACAAUACCUCAACAGUGUUCCAUCUGAACCACCAGGGCGGCACGAAAUCCCGCAGGUCUCUACAGCUUACUCACAAAAUCCUGACAUGGCGUCAGCCAUGACUCGCUUCACUGAGGGCAGCUCAUAUUUCGGGAGCAUGCAACCAGACAGCGGAUGCUCUUUCCAGGGAUCGAGUACAUCCAGGAGAAUGGAGACUUCAUCCAGAUGUAGUGCAGGAGAUCUGGCUACGAUUUGGAAGAGCAGAGGUGGAUCUUUUUGCUUCAGAAAUGACCACUCAUUGUCGCUUAUGGUUCGACAGAAGUGUCCAGUCCCUUGGGCCAGGAUGCACUGUCUCAUGAAUGGCCGAACUGCCUACAAUAUGCAUUCCCACCUAUCCCUCUGUUAUGGUUGACGUUACACAGGAUCUCCCUGUGCAAGCACAGAAUGCUGCUCGUGGCACUGUGAUGGCCAGCCAGACCAUGGUUUCCUUUGUUGCUGAGACUUCUGACAGGCAAUCCAUGGAAGCUUCCCCCCAGGAAGGACCUCAUCUCCCAUCUGGAGGCCAGCGUCUGGCACCCGGAUCCAGCUCGUCUGCAGCUUUGGGUCUGGCCAUUGGGUUUAAUCCUUCUUUGGAGCAUUGUGACCCUGCAGUUAUUCACAACAUCUCCAAUGCUAGGGCUUCUUCCACACGACAGAUUUAUGCUUCCCGUUGGAAGCUUUUUUCAGCAUGGUGUGAGGAGCAGGGGCUCGAUCCUGCAACGUGUGACAUUCCGAGCAUCAUAAGCUUUCUUCAACAUUUACUGGAGGAGGGCAAAGCGGCUUCCACAUUGAAAGUGUAUGUCGCUGCCAUUUCUGCAUAUCAUGUUCCAUUUGGGGGAUCUUCUCUUGGUUUUCACGGUCUUGUCUGCAGUUUUCUGAAGGGUGCACGCUGUCUGAAGCCUGCUCGGAAUCCUCACUUUCCUGUGUGAGAUUUGCCACUCAUGCUUGCAUUCCUUUGCUCAUCCCAGUUUGAGCCCUUGCAAAGCAUUGACAUUAAAUGGUUAUCCUUGAAGACUGCUUUUUGUUGGCUAUUGCUUCUGCGAAACGAGUCAGUGAGUUGCACGCGCUGUCUGUUAGCGAAUUGUGGUGACUCCGGGGUGGUCCUAUGACCCAAUCCUUCUUUUCUUCCAAAAGUCCUUCUUCCUCAGUUCAUAAACCAGCACAUUGAACUGGCCUCUUUUCAGACUACUUAAGGGUCUGAUUCAAGUGCUCAACUUUUGUGUCCUGUUCGUGCCUUGAAGUGUUAGAUGGACACUACUGCUCAAUUUAGACAGUCAGAUGAGUUAUUUGUCUGCUAUGGUGGUGUGAAGAAAGGUGCUCCACUGUCAAAGCAGAGGUUGUCGAACUGGAUAGUGGAAACUAUUACAAUGGCUUACAAGGCAGCAGGGAAACCAUUGCCCUGGGGUCUAACUUGCCAUUCCACUAGGGCCAUCUCAUCUUCAUGGGCUGUUUUUAGAGGAGUUUCCUUGGCGGACAUCUGCACUGCUGCUACCUGGGCUUCUCCAUGCAUGUUUGCCAGAUUUUAUAAGGUCAACGUUGCUGCUCAUCAUGCCAUGAGUUUUGCAGUUCUUCAGGAGUGGCCUUAAUUUUUCAUCAGGUGGGUGGCAUUCCUCAUGACUAUGUUGGUAUGUGUCAUCCAAUAGUGUUUACACUGCCUCUGGCGGUCAGUAGGAAUGAAACAGAACACUAGUUACACAUGUAACUGUGGUUCUGUGAAUUCCAGAGUUCUUAGUCACUCAGAAUGCGCGAGAAAGGCAUACCGAGGCAGAGUGCUGAGCUACUGUGGCUUAUAACCCCCAGGGCUCAGCAUACGUCACUACGUGACUUUGUUGGUAUAUUCUCUCGACCUAUCUGGCUGACGCUGCGAUAAUCCAGUAGUGUUUACACUGCCUCUGGCGGUCAUCUGGAAUUCACAGAACCACAGUUACAUGUGUAACUAGUGUUUCUGCAUGAUUUCGGUCUCAAUAAAGCUCAUUAGGUAUCUGUGAAGUGCAGUGUUUUGGAAAGAGUGGGUGUGGCUAAUCCAACAACUCUGUCUCGUAGAAGUAGAACGACUAAAAUCGCUUACAGUACCUUUAAUGAAUAAAAACUUUGUUAUUAAAUGUAAUUUAAUUUCAGAAACAUAUUUAUAGAGUCUGCUUUUGAGUCUAGUUUGUAUUGACUAAACAACAGUUAAUAAAGCACAGCAUAUGUUUUAGAACUUAACACUGUAAUGCGUGUACUGUAGCCUACCUCUCUUUGGCAUUAUUGGGGAGGUUGGUGAAAAUAUUAUUUCUAAUUUAAGUAGUCUCCAAGUGUUGUAUAGUCCUAAAUUCUGUUUUAAAGUUCAACGUAUCUGAUAAAACAAAAAAUGCUUCUUGUUUGCUUCGCUAUUAAAAUGAUUCACAGCUAAAUAAAUCUAUAAUACAUGAA
Molecule: messenger RNA, 5937 nt
Organism: Myxocyprinus asiaticus (Chinese sucker)
Lineage: Eukaryota; Metazoa; Chordata; Actinopteri; Cypriniformes; Catostomidae
Product: Schwann cell myelin protein
Exons: 18
Coding region: 483-2645 (720 amino acids)
Source: RefSeq, a predicted model, not a curated record